Messenger RNA from Physcomitrium patens, 1995 nucleotides. Its product is annotated as peroxisomal adenine nucleotide carrier 1. Gene Ontology annotation, molecular function: ADP transmembrane transporter activity; ATP transmembrane transporter activity. The record is from RefSeq and is a predicted model, not a curated record. Gene Ontology annotation, biological process: ATP transport; peroxisome organization; fatty acid beta-oxidation. Lineage: Eukaryota; Viridiplantae; Streptophyta; Bryopsida; Funariales; Funariaceae. Gene Ontology annotation, cellular component: peroxisomal membrane.
GAUCAAUCUGGCUAUCUCCGAAAGCCCUAUUGCCCCUAAGUGCACACCGAAGAUGCCAAUUUCGGAGUUCAUCCGAUGGGCUUACCGAUGCCGUUAGAUUUUAACUGGGUGCGGGAUCGGGGGUUGGGGUUGAAGUCCGGCAAGGCAGGCGGCUGUGAAACGUGGAGACCUACGGUCAUGAAUUUCGGAACUUGGCAGUGUGCCAGCGUGUGAUAAGUCUUCACCUCGUCACGCUUCGCACCUGCAGUGGCAAUUGAGCGUGGGUAGGAUGAUGCUGCUGCUGCUUAGAAUUUGGUGUUCAUCGACAACGCGAUCGAGAGUUCGUUGUCGACCUCAGUCCGCGCGGAGCUUCAAUUGUUGGAUGUACUUGUAGUGCUUGAGUGACUUGGCCAAGUGACUACGCCAGAGGUUUUGCAGGACACGAGGAUCUGUGUCAGUGAAGCAAUCGAAUGAGUCGCAGUUGGGUUUUGGCACAGUUGCGGUUAAUUGGGAUGAGGAGUUGGUGCAAGACACUCGAAAUUGCUGAACUGAGUGACGAAGUUGUGCUUGUACAGAGUCUUCUCUAAUUGUGAAGUGUAAGUGAAAGUAGAGUGCGAAAAACUGAAUUGUAGUAAAGUGGGAAGAUUAAGGAGCGAGCAAGAUGGCUUUGGAUUUUAAGUCUUUGACGGAGGCGACAUCUGGUGCCGUUGGAGGACUUCUUAGCACCACCAUUCUCUAUCCGUUGGAUACAUGCAAAUCCAAGUAUCAGGCGGAAGCUAAAGCUGGAAAGGCACGAAAAUACAAGUCUUUGUUUGAUGUGUUCCAAGAGUCCCUCAAAUCUGGCAAGAUUUUAUCCUUGUACCAAGGCCUUGCCACGAAGAAUUUGCAGUCGGUCGUUUCUCAAUUUAUCUAUUUCUAUAGCUACAGCAUCUUCAAGAAGUGGUAUUUAGCUAAGGCUAGAGUAUCCAAGAUGGGCACUGGAACUAAUCUACUAGUAGCUGCAGCAGCUGGCACAUGCACUGCAGUAUUGACACAGCCACUAGAUGUGGCGUCAACUAGGAUGCAAACGAGCGCAUUCGGAAAGUCGAAAGGAUUAUGGGCCACAUUGACCGAAGGCAGCUUGCAGGAGGCUUACUCUGGCUUUGGAGCAUCUCUUGCGCUUGUUUCUAACCCUGCAAUUCAGUACACCGUAUUUGAACAGCUGAAGGAUUUCCUAUUACGACCAGAAGUGGUCGUCGAGGUUGUGGGAACGGAUCAGCCUCUCAGUAGGUCGUCUCCGAAGGUGCUGACGGCUUUCCAAGCAUUCUUGAUUGGAGCCUUUUCCAAAACUAUUGCUACAGUUAUCACUUAUCCAGCCAUCAGGGCAAAGGUAAUGCUUCAAGCAGCCGAAUCUGACGAAGACAAGGUCCUGCGUCUGAACAGUUCAACAACAAACCUGAAGGUGAGACGCCGUGCUAGAAGCAUGGUGGAAGCGUUUCAUCAGAUAUGGGCAGAAGAAGGCUUGAAGGGCUACUUCAAGGGACUGAACGCACAAAUCGUUAAGACCGUUUUAUCUGCUGCUCUCAUGCUUAUGAUCAAAGAGAAAGUUGCUAGGAGUACAUGGGUUGUCAUGUUGGCGAUCCAGAGAUGGUUGCUUGCAGGGGAGAAUAAGCUCAAGUCCGUCAGCCUUCCUGCGUCUACUGUUGCUCCCAUAGUUGGCAUUGCUAUUUCUUCAAACGCUGCUAGAGGAUAGAGCCCAAGCUUGGGUUAUGAAGGCAGUGAUACCCUCAUCCAAAUGGCUGUGUUCCCAACUCAAUGAUUCUGUCACAUAUUAGUCAUAGAUUUAGAUUCAGGUGCGUAGAAACAAUCCACUGAUAAGGGGGUUCAAGGCCAUCUGGUUUAAUCGGCGAAGAAGAAGACUAGUAUUCGCUUCUAGAUGCUCUUCUAUUCGGCUUUGAAUGGAAUGCUCUCCUCUUCUGUAUACUUGUUCAUAACAACAAAGAUUUAGCGAAUUCUUAAAGUAGAUGCACAUUUCCA